UACAAAUAAUUGAAAUACAGGUUUUUGGAUUGUGCAGUUUUUGCAUAUUUCCGGUAGUAUGGUGGCAAUCCUGAGUACUCAGCGAGUACGCCAUGAGCCGAUAUUAGCGAAAAGGGAGUGAAUUGUUUUCAGUUUUUAGUGCAAAAAUUAAUACAAUCCAAUGUCUUCAGCAGGAUCUAGUGGAUCUGGCCGUGGUCGAGGCGGUCAAGCAGCAGUCGGUGAUCAAAAAGAAACAAAAGAAUCAAAGCCUAACCCGAAAAUGUCAAAGGCCUUGGGCACAUCAGCAAAAAGAAUCCAAAAAGAGUUAGCAGAAAUCACGUUAGAUCCACCGCCAAAUUGCAGCGCCGGCCCCAAAGGAGAGAACUUCUACGAGUGGGUGUCGACGAUUUUGGGCCCCCCGGGGUCGGUAUACGAGGGCGGCGUCUUCUUCUUGGAUAUCCAUUUCUCGCCAGAGUAUCCCUUCAAACCACCUAAAGUUACAUUCAGGACAAGAAUCUACCACUGCAAUAUUAACAGUCAGGGUGUUAUCUGUUUGGAUAUUUUAAAAGACAACUGGUCGCCCGCCCUCACUAUCUCCAAGGUUCUCUUAUCUAUCUGCUCCUUACUCACCGACUGCAAUCCAGCUGAUCCAUUGGUGGGAAGUAUAGCGACACAGUAUCUCCAGAACCGCGAAGAGCACGAUCGCAUCGCCCGGUUGUGGACCAAACGUUACGCUACGUGAUUGAAUUAUGUGUUAGCACUUCCGUCGAUGUUGCUCCCCUUCGCCAUAAUGGCAAAAUAUGGUCUUUUCAUCAUCUAUCAUGAAUUAUUUUAUUGUUUCUGUCUUCAGUGUUCAUGUGUUAUGUUUAUUAAAACAUCCACUACAUGUUUAGUUACAUAAAGAGUAGGAUACGAAAUUACUGUCUAAAAAAUAUACUCUUCUGGUAAUAAUACAUAAUAACGUAGUUAUAAUUAUGAAUGAGCAAACGUAAAAUUGGUGAUUUUUUUAACGUGGUGAGAAAUUACCCUCAGUGGCCAAACAGAAUUUCUUGAUGAUUUUUUAAGUAGUCAGUGUAUUUUAGGCACUAAGUGUUGAGUUCCUGGUGAUUAUUUUCUAUUAAAGUUUUGGACAAUAAAUGUUUUUUUCUCUUUCACUAGGUUUUUUUCACAUGGCGGGACAAAAGUAUUAAGCAUUAUUAUAAGAUCUUGUUCUUCAUAUCAAGCCGGUUUUUUAAGUGUAAUUUAUUGUGUACUGGAUUUUUUUGCAGAUAGGUUCCUGCAAUUUGUGCAAUUAUUAUAACAUGUAGGUUGCCUCAGCAAACUACAAACAUUUGAAUGGAAAUGUCAUAUUGGUGCAGUUUCCUUCCCAAUCCGCUUGUGUAAAGUAUACUUUUUUUACUAAAUUAAGAGAAUAUGGACUAUUCUUCUAGGAGUCGAGUACUGUUUAGUUUUAAUUGUAACAAUAAAGUUUUAGUAUGUAACCGA
This is a messenger RNA of Tribolium madens (black flour beetle), 1464 nucleotides long. It is a transcript of the gene Ubc2, whose product is annotated as ubiquitin-conjugating enzyme E2-24 kDa. Gene Ontology annotation, cellular component: nucleus. NCBI's taxonomy places the organism in Eukaryota, Metazoa, Arthropoda, Insecta, Coleoptera, Tenebrionidae. Gene Ontology annotation, molecular function: ubiquitin conjugating enzyme activity. The record is from RefSeq and is a predicted model, not a curated record. Gene Ontology annotation, biological process: protein polyubiquitination. Bases 161 to 721 code for a protein of 186 amino acids. The transcript is spliced from 3 exons.